CAAGGUUAAUCAUUCCACCUAAAACAGAAAGCCCACUCUUGCUUUAGCACUUGGUUCUUCAGCCACAACACGAAUAAUACAAUUUCUACAAAUCUCCCAAGCAAAAUAAAGUGCCCAGAAUCCGAUACCCGUGUUUCAUUUUUUGAGAAAGGUAGUUGAAGAUGCCAUGGGCAACCUCUUUGGCAAAAAUAAAAAGCAAGGAACUCAAAGUUCUAGAAGUGAUAAAGGAAGAAGAAUCUACACCACCACCGUCAAUACCAGAGGCUUACCUUCCAAUAUCUCAACCCAAUUGCCUCAGCGACAACCGCUAUUGUAUCCAACUCUAGAACCGCCGCCGCCGCUACCACCGCCGUCAAUGCCCAGGAAACCAAGUUUUGGAAGAGUUAACUCCAAACAGAGCUCAUCAGUAAUGAAUACAAAACAACCUGCCAAGAAGUAUGCUUUGAUUACUGAUAACUUCACCACCCUUGAACAGGUCACAACGGCCCUGAGGAAAGAAGGAUUAGAAUCAUCAAAUCUCAUCCUUGGAAUUGAUUUUACAAAGAGCAAUGAAUGGACUGGAAGAAUCUCAUUCAAUAAUAGAAGCCUGCAUGCUAUUGGAAGUACACCUAACCCUUAUGAGAAGGCCAUCUCCAUUAUUGGCAAGACUUUGGCUCCCUUUGAUGAUGACAACUUGAUUCCAUGCUUUGGCUUUGGAGAUGCUACCACCCAUGAUCAAGAAGUGUUUAGCUUUCACAGUGAUCAUUCUCCUUGCCAUGGCUUUGAGGAAGUUUUAGCUUGCUACCAGAAAAUAGUUCCAAACUUGAAACUUUCAGGACCAACUUCUUAUGCUCCGGUGAUUGAGGCUGCUAUAGACAUAGUUGAGAAAAAUCGAGGCCAAUUCCAUGUGUUGGUUAUAGUUGCAGAUGGCCAGGUUACAAGAAGUGUCAACACAGCAGAUGGAGAACUCAGUCCUCAAGAAGAGAAGACAAUUAAAGCAAUUGUUGAUGCAAGUGCCUAUCCGCUUGCGAUAGUUCUGGUUGGAGUUGGUGAUGGACCUUGGGAAGACAUGAGAAAGUUUGAUGACAAGAUACCGGCACGUGAUUAUGAUAAUUUUCAGUUUGUUAAUUUCACAGAGAUUAUGUCGAGAAACACGAGCCCCUCUGAGAAAGAAGCUGCAUUUGCUCUUGCAGCUCUCAUGGAGAUCCCCUUCCAAUAUAAAGCAACCAUAGAAUUUGGAAUACUGGGACGUGUAACAGGGAGAGCAAAGAGAAUAGUUGCAAAACCUCCUCCUGUUCCUUAUUCUAGGGUUGCACCAACACCACCAUCACUAGCUCGUGUACCCAGCAAUACAACAGCAUCCACUGCAGAUGACCAAAACCAAUCGGCCUGCGCUGUUUGUUUGACCAAUGCAAGAGAUUUGGCCUUUGGAUGUGGGCACAUGACUUGCAGAGAGUGUGGAUACAAGUUAACCAAUUGCCCCAUGUGCCGAGAGAGAAUCACUAGUCGUCUCAGGGUGUACAGUGGAUGAUUAUAAUGAAAAUUGUGGCGCGGUUUAUGUUUUCCUUAUAAGUUUGAUUAAAGAUUGUUUAUAUUCAGAAAAAGUAAAUUGUGUAUAUUUGUUGGUUUAGUUAUAUUUAACUAUUUGUUUUAUCUAAUUAGAAGUUUAUUGUCUUUAGUAUUUCAGUAUUUACUGUAAAUACUUUGCAAGUAUCAAAAAUUGAGUUUAUAAUUCAAAUAUAUCGUAGCAGAUUUUGCUC
Messenger RNA from Cajanus cajan (pigeon pea), 1739 nucleotides. RefSeq names its product E3 ubiquitin-protein ligase RGLG4. The record is from RefSeq and is a predicted model, not a curated record. Gene Ontology annotation, cellular component: nucleus. Gene Ontology annotation, molecular function: ubiquitin-protein transferase activity. Gene Ontology annotation, biological process: protein ubiquitination. NCBI's taxonomy places the organism in Eukaryota, Viridiplantae, Streptophyta, Magnoliopsida, Fabales, Fabaceae.